CGACCAGCCGGGCCAUUGAGGUGCAGCUCUUGGAGCAAUUUUUGUGAAUCAAUCGAGAGGUAUAUAGGUGAAGAUGCCCAGGCGAGUUUCAAGUUUUCAACUGACCUGGCAUUCUUGGGCUCAAGCGCUGCCGUUUUGGCUUAGAGGUGCAGCCAUUGUGUCGCGGAGCUCAGCAGCGUGGGCGCCAUGGGAGAUCGAAGCCGCUCUCGAUCUCGCGACGGGCCGAAAGAUGUGGCCUCGGCAGCCAAAGCAGGCAACAGCGAACAGGAGAUCGUUGCAGUAGCCAUCAAGCAGUUGCCCGGGGACAUUCGGGAACGGCUUGAGAAGCUUUUUGAGGAAGGGUUGCUGAAGGAAGGUGACCUAGAUCUUCGUGCCAUUACCGUUUUUGCAUCCCUCAAUGAAAACUUGCAGUCCCGGGUGCUGAACCACAUGGAGACUGAGAGGAUCUAUGUGGCCAACGCUCGCUCCAAGAGUGGCUUUCUCAUUGCGACAUGUGACAAAGCAAAGACUGGUUGCUUGGAUGCCCGUGGUCUGGGAGCCAUUGACCCUUGGCGCACCGCACUGGUGGCCAUGGCCACUCCAAAGCAGAAGUCUGUCGAGCUGAAAACGGAGCAGGACUGGCUGGAUGAAAAAGGUGACUCACCGAUCAAGAUCAAUGUGGAUGUAUCAGUGGUAGAGAGUGAACUAGGGAUGAGCAAUGUCACAGUGGAGUUGCCCCUUACGGAGACUUGUGCUGCAGUCAAGGCAAAACUGGUAGCGAUGGGUGUCCGCUCCAUCCCUGCCAACCGAAUGAAGUUGCACACUGACCCAGUUGGAUAUCUCAAGGAGCGGUUCACUUUUGCUUUUUACAACCUUGGUGGUGGUGUGACUUUGACUCUCUCCCAGCGCAAGCGCGCAGGGAGCAAGUUUCGCCGCGACCACACGGUGAUGCCAAAGCGGCCAAAGGCUCCGCCUGCAGAGAAGAAACCGGAGACCACCGGUUCAACUGCGCAGAGCCAGCCAUCUAUGGGCCAACCAGCUCCAGCAGAAGCCAAGCCAGCAAUGCCGGGAAUGGCACUGCCCGAGCUGCCAAAGCUGCCAAGUUUGCCAGGGAUGCCAACGCUGGGUGGUGGAGCACCGAAAAUGCCAAUGCCAGCAAUGCCGGGCACAAUGCCGGGACUGCCAGGAAUGCCAGCCGGCUUACCUCCCUUGCCAACCAUGCCAGGAUUGGCUCCCGGAAAAGCUCCUGGCCUGCCUGGAAUGCCGACGAUGCCAGGUGCUGGUCCUGGAGGCUAUCCCAAGAUGGGCAUGCCGGGUAUGCCUGGCAUGGCGCCUCCUAUGGGUAUGCCUGGCAUGGGUGUGCCAAUGGUGGGCGCAGCAGCCAAGGGCGGCAUGCCAAUGCUGGGUGGCGCAACCCCCAAGGGUGUAUGAGAAGCUACCGCUUUGUGCUACUAUCCCGCCCUGACGCUACUGAAAUGCAAAGCUGUUGUAGAAAGCAUAGAACUAUACGGCAUUAAGACAUCAAAAGGACAACCGCCUGGAAGAAGAUAGGGC
Molecule: messenger RNA, 1533 nt
Organism: Durusdinium trenchii
Lineage: Eukaryota; Dinophyceae; Suessiales; Symbiodiniaceae
Source: the annotation of a GenBank genome assembly